This is a messenger RNA of Humulus lupulus (European hop), 2558 nucleotides long. RefSeq lists its product as uncharacterized. The transcript has 2 exons. The record is from RefSeq and is a predicted model, not a curated record. Bases 1331 to 2458 code for a protein of 375 amino acids. Lineage: Eukaryota; Viridiplantae; Streptophyta; Magnoliopsida; Rosales; Cannabaceae.
AACCAUCUAUAGGGGCACAUGUAUUUUUAAUAUUAAUAAUACGAGUGUUUGAGACUUUUUUAUAUAUAUUUUUCUUUUUUAAAGGAUUGAGACAUUCUUUUUGUACAAUUUAUAUGUCAAUAUUAUUAACCACUUAUGAUAAGUUACAUGGUUGUAUGGUUAAAUAAAUUGCAUGUGAAGAUGCAAUUUUUGCAUAAAAGUGUUUCUAGCAUUACUCUAAUAACAUUCCAAAAAGAAAAAUACUUAAAUGGUUUACUCUUUGGAUGAGCUGAGCCGGAGCGGGGACUUCACCAAUAGGAUAGCCAUGUUUGUCUUAGUUUAUUACGUUUGUUAAGCUAAAAACAAGUAACAUUGUAAGCAAGGGGAUUUUGUACUGGCACGUGUCUACAUAGACAUCGAUGAUCAUUUCCUUGGCCUAUAUGUAUCGAAGGCCUGUUGCUGCCAGUUUCAAUACAAUUUAAUAAAUUGUAUAUUUAUAUAUACUUAUAAUAUGUUUAUAUUCCAGUGAUAACAAGAGACUUCUUAACACCUACAUUCUUCAGAGCCAAAUUUAAUUAUUUUUAGAAUGGAAAACUUAUCGAUAAUGAUGUUGGUUUUGCUGUUGGUAGCGUUACUGCAAAACUCUCAAGUCUAUUCCGAUGGUAGGUUUUUAUUUUUGUUUUCAUAUUUGUUAAUGGGGACGGUAGGCUUCAAUUUAAACUUUUUAUUUCUUUUCCCACACCAUUUUCACAAGUCUCUUGUCUGAUUUUUUUUUUAAACAUUUUAUUCGUUGUUUCAAAUUAUUAUUUUGCCUGAGGGUGUGCAACUGAUGAAUUUUUUUUUUAUUAUUUCGUGGUGACCACAAAUUUUUGUAGAGUUGAGAUGUAAGUUUUUGUAAAGUUAAUUAUGGUCUUGAAAAUGUGUGUUUUUUGAAGGUGUAGUAAAAACCUUGUUGUCUUCAUUAAGGCCUCAUUUCAAUUACAAUAUUCAUUAAUUUGAUCAUUGAAAAUGGAUAGAGAGUAAAAGCAAAAUUAGCGGUGAUGCCAUCCAUGCAUGUGAUGUAUUAUUUUUAACUAUUUCAACAUCAACCUAUAAAACAUAAAACAGUAAGCUAUAUACAAUAGCUAGAAGUGUAUGUUAGUCAAUAUAUAUUAAAUCCUGCAUUAAUUUAUUUAGGCCCCGCAACUAAGUAGAUAAUCCUUACCAAAAAUUUGACAUGCAUUCGAAAAAUAAUCUGAGACCAUUCUUUUUACUUUUUUAACUUGGAUUUAUAUGUAAAUAUAUAUUCAUACAUACUAAUGAAAUUGGAGAAUACGUACCCAACUGAAAUUUUUGGUUGGACUUGAAAAUCAUGGUGGUUUCAGAUGAAAGUGGGCUAAACAUCGACUGUGGAGCAACUAUCCCACCUCCGGAUCUUCUCACUUUACGUAUGUGGGUAACUGACGACAAAUACAUUAAAACCGGAGAGAAUAAGCUUCUGUUGACGCCCACCAAUCUUCCUCAGAUGUCUACACUUCGAAGUUUCCCCAAAGGUUCUAACAAUAACUGUUACAAUUUGCCAUUAAAAUCUCAAUCCAAGUACCUUGUGCGUGCUGGUUUUUACUAUGGCAACUAUGACAACCUCCAAAAACCUCCAACAUUCGGUCUUCAGCUCCAGUCAGGAAGUGUAAACGUGAAAGUUACAACCUCUCUCGAUUUCGAUCCAAUUUACCAUGAAUUCAUUAUUUUCACAACAAAAAGUAACUUUGAUGUAUGCUUGGUUCAAACCCAAGAAGAUCAGACUCCGUUCAUUUCUACACUUGAAGUUACGAUCAUUGACCAGAAGGCAUACAGGUUGAUGAACGAGAACAUGGCUUUGUACCUCGAGAGUAGGAUCAACUAUGGCGUCGAUAAAAGUGUCCCAGAACGCCUUUUGUGGUAUGAUGAGAAGUACAACAGAAUAUGGAGGCCACAAGAAGAUCCAAGAUACCUAAGCAAUCAAUAUGGAUUUAGUAUUCAACUAACAUCUAUGAAUGAGGAGAACAGCCCUCCAGAUGUUGUAAUGUGUUCCUCAAUCGAAGCACAUAAUGCCUCUGAAUCCAUCGUCUUACCCAUCAAGUUUCGCCAAAAAUCUCAAGUAUCUGCUUAUUUCGUACUGUAUUUCGAUGUAAUAGCGGCAUAUAAACCAUUCGAAGAUGCUAGGACAGUUUCCAUCUCCAUCGAUGGUCAACUAAUGAACACAACUCAGCUUCCUGGAUUGGGAAGUGGGGAAGUUGUGUCGAUGUAUCCAGUUAAGGUGACAGGUGGUAUGGCCACUUUGACCAUUGCCUCGGCUGGGGGAACAACCACGUCGCCACCGGCUCUCCUCAACGCCAUGGAAGUGUUUUCUGUGCUUGAUGUUUCCAAUGUUGGAAGAUCGUCUGAAUCAGUUCUUGGAUCUUCCUUUAGUCUUGUUCUGCUUCUUUCGAUGCUUUAUUGCAUGGAGUGGAUUGAUUUUUAAUCAAUAUUUAUUUUAAUUACUUACCAACAAGAAAAGGCAAAAAAAAUUAUGACACCAAAAUAUGUUACAGUCAAUAAUAUUUUAGGGCAGUUGUUUUAUU